AUGCAGACAAAGAAAAGCACCGAGCUCCUCUCCUCUGCCCGUCUUGUCCCUCUCUCACCCCCCACCUCUCGAAAAAGAGUUCGACUGCAGUGGAGAGGAUAG
Molecule: messenger RNA, 102 nt
Organism: Plenodomus lingam JN3
Lineage: Eukaryota; Fungi; Ascomycota; Dothideomycetes; Pleosporales; Leptosphaeriaceae
Source: RefSeq, a predicted model, not a curated record